CUUUCAAUUGGGGCAGCAUGUGCACUAUCAUGGCCAUCCGACCGAAUCAUAAUCCAAGUCCUUGAUGACUCAACGGACCCCAUUGUUAAGACAAUGGUGGAAACGGAGUGCCAAAGAUGGGCGAGCAUAGGAGUAGAGAUAAAGUAUGAGAUUCGGGACAAUAGGAACGGAUACAAAGCCGGGGCGUUGAAACAGGGCAUGAAAUGGGACUACGUCAAGCAAUGUGACUAUGUAGUCAUCUUCGACGCCGACUUCCAACCCGAACCCGACUUUCUCCUCCGCACCAUCCCGUUCCUUGUCCACAACCCCGACCUCGCCCUCGUCCAAGCCCGUUGGAAAUUCGUGAAUGCAGACGAGUGCUUGAUGACAAGAAUGCAAGAAAUGUCUUUGGAUUAUCACUUCACAGUGGAGCAAGAAGUUGGCUCUUCCACUUAUGCCUUUUUUGGCUUUAAUGGGACAGCAGGGGUUUGGAGGAUUGCAGCCAUAGAUGAGGCAGGUGGAUGGAAUCAUCGGACCACAGUUGAGGACAUGGACCUUGCUGUUAGAGCCAGUCUCAAAGGCUGGAAAUUCUUGUUCCUUGGUAAUAUCAUGGUGAAAAAUGAAUUGCCAAGUACAUUUAAGGCCUUCCGUUACCAACAACACAGAUGGUCAUGUGGGCCAGCCAACCUUUUAAGAAAAAUGUUCAUGGAGAUUGUCAAAAACAAGAAUGUGAAUACUUGGAAAAAGAUCUAUGUACUAUACAGCUUCUUCUUCGUGAGGAAAGUGAUCGCCCACAUCGUCACCUUCGUGUUUUACUGCGUCGUCAUCCCGACGGCGUGUUGGGUGCCCGAGGUCAACAUUCCCAAAUGGGGCGCCGUUUAUAUUCCCAUCGUCAUCACCCUCCUCAACAGCGUCGGAACCCCGAGGUCAUUUCACCUGUUAUCAUUUUGGUUAUUGUUUGAGAAUGUAAUGGCAAUGCACCGGACUAAGGGCACCUUCGUAGGGUUGAUGGAGAUUGGUAGGGUCAAUGAAUGGAUUGUGACCGAGAAACUAGGGGAUGCUUUCAAGUUGAAAUCUGCUGUGCAGCAAACCAUUAAAAAACCACGUUUUAAGAUUGCUGAAAGAAUGCAUCUACUAGAGCUUGGAUUUGGGGUAUACCUCAUGUUUUGUGGCUUCUAUGACCUUUUUUUUGGGAGGCAAUUGUACUUUUGGUACAUCAUACUUCAAGGGAUUGCCUUCUUUAUUAUUGGAUUUGGAUAUAUUGGCACCAUUGUUCCCACUUCUUAGCAUGCAAAAACAAAAAAAAAAUGAAAACCCUAAGCUAUAAUUGCUUGGUUUUUUCAUUUUUUUGCCUUCUUCAAGGAAAUUUUGGAUGGUGGAGAGAUAAUGCAUGCAUAUAUGCAUUCAUGUCUUGGCUGGCUGAGAUGGAUUUGUUCGAAUGUGCAGAGAUUUCAUCAAUUCAAGAAUGCUUAAAUUGGAGAAUAAUAAUUUUUUUUCAAAAAAAAUAAAAAAUAAAAAUAAAUAUGAGGAGCACAUAUAUUAUUUUCAGUAAAUUGUAUCAUUAGUACAGUUAUUUAUUAUAUUCAAUUUUAUCUCUGUAUGUAAUUUUGCUUCAAUUCACUCUUUGUAAUUUGUAUUCCACAACAUUGUGUAAAAAUAAGGUUGCCUAGGUCAUUCUUGUAUUGUUUAGUUCAUCCUGAAUAAUGAGAGUAUUAAUGUAAUCUCAAUUACGAGUAUCAUAGUAAAGAUUAAAGUUUUUC
Molecule: messenger RNA, 1739 nt
Organism: Cuscuta campestris
Lineage: Eukaryota; Viridiplantae; Streptophyta; Magnoliopsida; Solanales; Convolvulaceae
Source: the annotation of a GenBank genome assembly